CGCGCCGUACGGGGAAAAAGAAACGUGGGGAAGGGAAGAAGAGAGAGCGAGGUAAAGAGGAGAGUCCCCCCCCCCCCCACGUGAAUCGGUGUGAACAUGGCGUCGAUUCAAGAACCAGAGGUCCAGUUCGCACAGAGAUUAGCUUCCAACGAGAAGCCCAUUCGGACCAAGGCUAUAAAGAAACUGAGGAAAUACAUAAACGUCAGGUCGCACAACCCAACAGGUGGAUUCACAGGUGAUGAGCUGCUCAAGCUAUGGAAGGGUCUGUUCUACUGCCUGUGGAUGCAGGACAAACCACUGCUCCAGGAGGAGCUGUCAAACCAAAUCUCCACCCUGAUCCACAGCUUCUGCGAUAUUAACGGACAGUUGUUAUACCUGGAGAGCUUCCUGCAGACCUUCAAAAGAGAGUGGACUGGUAUCGACAGGCUGCGGAUGGACAAGUUCUUCCAGCUGGUGCGCUUCAUGUUCAGACAGACCUUUGAGAUGCUGAAGAGGAAAAACUGGGAGAGCAGUGCGGUUGGCAGGUUUGUGGAGCUGCUGACGGCACAGCUCCUGCAGAGCAGCAGCGGGGCCCCCAGCGGGCUGCAGUUCCACAUCCUGGACCUUUACAUGACUGAACUGGCAGCUGUGGGUUCAGCAGAGCUCACUGCAGAUCAGAACCUGAUAUUCAUCCAGCCGUUCUGCAAAACAGCAGCCAAGACCAAGGAUCGGUCUCUUUUCAGCGCCAUCUGCAACAGCAUCUUCAGCACCAUUAUCGACCAGGCUCCCUUCGCUAUUGAAGAUUUAAUGAAGGAGGUGAAAGCUGAGGCCUCAGACUCCGACUCGGGACAGGCUUCUGAAGAGGACGACAAAGAAGACCAGCUGAAAGGGAAAAUGAGCAAACCAGUCGCGAAGAAAGGGACACAGAAGCAGAUAAACGGCAAUAUAUCAAAUGAAGAAGAGGAUGGUGAUGAUGAGGAUGACGAGCUUCUUCACUUGGAAGAAUCAGACACUGAGGAGUCAUGUGACGAAGAUGUUGGACCAGUCCUACAGUUUGACUACGCGGCCCUGGCAGACAAGCUGUUUGAGUUAGCCAGUCGGAGCAGCACCCCCAGCCAGAACAGACAGAGACUCUACAAAAUCAUCAGAGUUCUGCGGGACCUCAACGAAGGCAUCUUUCCUCAGGAUGAGUAUCCAGAGGAGGUCUCCACGGAUGAGGAUGAUGAAAUGUUCGGAAGCAGGAAGAGGAUGAAGAGACGAGGACGUCGCAUGGAGGAGGAGGAUGAGGAUGAGGGCGUGCCAGCAGUGAAGAAAAGCAAAGGGAAGAAAAAGGAGGCAUCCACACUCAACAAGCAAAACGAGGAGCCGGUGAAAGAUGACAAGGAACCAGCUGACCUAACUGCAAAUAAUGAAACCAAAAAGAAGAGGAGGAAGAGGAAGAAGAAAAAGAAGGCAGUGCAGGGUGGAAGUGCAGGUGGUGAGGGAAAUGCAGAGAGGUCUGAACAGGCUCAAGCUCAAAUUAAAGAGACCAAAGGAGGGCGAGAGUGUUCACAAACGGAAGAUUUAGAAAAGGAAGCGCCGACAAAGCAAAGCUCCGUCUCGUCGGUAGAAGUGACAGAGGCUGCUACUCCCGAGGGCCAGAGGGAAACUCUGCUCGUCUCCGAAGUAAAGAAACAGCCUACAGUUACAGUCACAGAAGAAACUAGCCAACCCACUCCCUGCACGACUGACAACAAGGACCAAUUGGAACCGUUCUCAAAGAACAAGAAAAAGAGGGAGACUUCUGAGCUCAAACCUGCGGCAGCAGAAGAGCAGCAGCCCGCUGUCCCAACAGCGCCAGAGACAUCUUCUAAUGCGGACCCUACAGUCUCUGGGAAGAAGAAAAAGAAGGUGGGCCUGAAGGCUAAGUCCCAAACAGACGAGAUUGUGGCCAAAUUGCAGCUCGAUGCAGAAGCAGAGAUCAUACAAGUAAGUAGUAAGGAGUCAGCUGAAAAGAAUGCACUGGACAUCGAUGCUCCGACCCCCGCCAAGAAGAAAAAGAAGAACCUGAAGGCCGAGAAGAAUGUCGCGGAGGUUGAGGUUGAAGCACAAGUCAAUGGUGUCAGCACAGAUGUAGAUUUCCCAUCAAAACGUUGUGAGGAUCCAGAGGAAGAUGGCCCAAGCACCGGACUCGAGAAGCCAUCGGAUUCUACGGUCACAUGCAACAAGAAGAGUAAGAAAAAGAACCUCGAGGCUGAUGUAGCACCACAGGUUGAGGCCGGGGCCCAGUUCGAGGUAGAGGGAAAGCACACGGAUGCCGAAAUCACGUCAGUGCCACUUAAAAAGAAGACAAAGAAAAAAGGCAAGCAGUUGGAUGCAGGCCUUGAAGCUUUACCUGCUGCAGAUGAAAGCACUGUAACCCCACUGAAGAAGAAAAUGAAAAAGGAUCAAAAAGAAUCUGAGACUUCAGCCGCGGCGGUGGAUACUGAGGAACUGCCCUGUGAGGUCAGCAUGACAACGCCAGCAAAGAAGAAGAAGAAGAUGAUGAUGGCGGAAGCCCAAGUGGACGAGAAAGAUCACACCCAGUCGCCGGCGGUUGGCAGUGUUGAUGCAGAGCUCCCGUCGGAUGAAAUGGUCUCUUCCUCUGGGAAAGCGGUCAAGAAGAAGAAGAGGAAGAUCCCUGUGGUGUUUGAGUACGAGGCCGAUGAGCUGGAGGCGGCUGCCCAGGAGGCUACAGCCAUCAAAGGCCUCGCAGAAGAAGAAACUGUUGCCAAGAAGUUAAAACCAGGCAGGGAUGUUGGAGAGCCAGCCACACCUCUGCGCACUAAAAAGUCACAAAAGAAGCCGAAGACUACCUCCGCGUCUGACUUCAUCACCUUUCAGAGCAAUACUACAGUCCCGACACCACUCUUUUGCAAAACCAAGGGGACCCCCAGCACCCCGCUGUCCAGCAAGAAGAAGAGUCAAACUCCCAAAUCAGAAUCCAAGAAGGUGACCUUCGGUCUCAAGAAUAAUAAGACAGCUGAGUUUAGGAAGACCGAUCGCAGCCUUCUGCUGAGUCCAGACGGGUCAUCGCGAGUGCCCUUUGACCCUAAGCAGAAACCCAAGUUUGGGGUCUUAAAGUCUCCACCCACACCACUCUCUGCCAGAAAGACCCCCAAGGCCAACAGGAAGACCAGCUCCAAUACUCCAAAGAGCACACCUAAAGGACGCCCCACAGCAGCAGACUUCUUCUAACGUCCCCCGCUGACAGACUGUAGAUAACAGAUGUAAUGCUCUCUGUGAACUCGUCAAUAGACUCAUUUCAAUUACUCUUUUGGAGAGAUAUAUAUAGAAGUAUUUUUAUGUUUAUCUGAUCAGUGUUGCUUUUUGCCUCUUUGAGUGGCUCAACGUUUUAAUAAAGUUACUCCUUUUUCCAAUGUUA
Perca fluviatilis (European perch) is the source of this 3382-nucleotide messenger RNA. RefSeq names its product ribosomal RNA processing 1 (gene rrp1). Gene Ontology annotation, cellular component: preribosome, large subunit precursor; nucleus; preribosome, small subunit precursor. NCBI's taxonomy places the organism in Eukaryota, Metazoa, Chordata, Actinopteri, Perciformes, Percidae. Gene Ontology annotation, biological process: rRNA processing. The record is from RefSeq and is a predicted model, not a curated record. The transcript is spliced from 16 exons. Bases 97 to 3195 code for a protein of 1032 amino acids.